Messenger RNA from Hyposmocoma kahamanoa, 566 nucleotides. It is a transcript of the gene RpS16, whose product is annotated as 40S ribosomal protein S16. Lineage: Eukaryota; Metazoa; Arthropoda; Insecta; Lepidoptera; Cosmopterigidae. Gene Ontology annotation, biological process: maturation of SSU-rRNA from tricistronic rRNA transcript (SSU-rRNA, 5.8S rRNA, LSU-rRNA); translation. Gene Ontology annotation, molecular function: RNA binding; structural constituent of ribosome. The coding region runs from base 20 to 475 and encodes 151 amino acids. The record is from RefSeq and is a predicted model, not a curated record. Gene Ontology annotation, cellular component: ribosome; cytosolic small ribosomal subunit. The transcript is spliced from 5 exons.
CCAGUCUUUUUCUGUCAAAAUGGCUGCCCCGCAGGAGCAAAGACGCGAACCUAUCCAGGCCGUCCAAGUUUUCGGACGCAAGAAAACUGCUACUGCUGUAGCAUACUGCAAACGCGGUCAUGGCGUGCUCAGUGUUAACGGGCGCCCUCUCGACCUCGUCGAGCCCCGUCUGCUGCAGUACAAACUCCAGGAGCCCAUCCUACUACUUGGCAAGGAAAAGUUCUCCGGAGUUGACAUUAGAGUGACAGUGAAGGGAGGUGGUCAUGUUGCACAGGUGUAUGCUAUCAGACAAGCCAUUUCUAAGGCACUCAUUGCCUUCUACCAGAAAUAUGUAGACGAAGCGUCAAAGAAGGAGAUCAAGGACAUCCUCGUCCAAUACGACAGGAGUUUGCUGGUGGCUGACCCUCGUCGCUGCGAGCCCAAGAAGUUCGGUGGUCCAGGCGCCCGCGCUCGCUACCAGAAGUCCUACCGUUAAGAUUGUAUACAACUACGCUCUUUGCUAUUGCAUUGGUAUUGUACUAGCAGUGCAAUAACAAUGAGUGAUAAUAAAAAAAACCCACAAAAUA